AUGUCGGAGCUUCCUCGCUGAUUAACGCUGGGGCUCUGAGCACAGCUCCGUCAAAGGAAACAGAUUCUGCCGUAGUGCAAACGCUAUUUCUACACCACUUCUCUAGUACAGGAAAUAUGCUUUUAUUUAACCGUUGCAAGCUAACAACUCUUACAUAUCGAAGAGUUAAACGAAACGUAUUGUUUACUACACGGGACCCAGCUCAGCCACGUGCCGCCGCCCAUACGUUGCCGAGACACUCCCAUCCUGCCCGCAUCAAAGAUGGCGCCCGCCAUAUUAUUUCACCUGCGGGUCGGCCCACACCCAAGAUGUCCGCCGAGGCGUCUCCGGUGCCCUAAUCUCGCCAUCAUCCUUCCGGCGUCCGCGGAAGAGGCGACGCUCUAGCAGAUGUGAAGGCAAAUGGAGCGCUCGGAAGGAGGCGAGCAGAGCAGGCGGCGGCAGCAGCCUUGGGGGAGGCUGACCCGGCUGGGUGCUGAGGAGGCAGAGCCGCACGUCCUGCUGCUGAAGAGAGAGUGGACCAUCGGCAGGAAGAAAGGUUGUGACUUAUCUUUCCCUGGCAACAAGCUGGUGUCUGGAGAUCACUGUAAAAUCAUAGUGGAUGAAGAGUCUGGUCAGGUGUCAUUGGAAGAUACAAGUACUAAUGGAACAGUAAUUAAUAAACUGAAAGUGGUUAAGAAGCAGACGUACCCUUUACAAACUGGAGAUGUGAUCUAUGUUGUUUACAGAAAAAAUGAGCCAGAGAACAACGUUGCUUAUCUUUAUGAAUCCUUAAACGCAAAACAUGAUGCAACUCAAGAACCAGUAGCUGUAGAAGCUAAUGUAGAAAACCAAUGCCAUGUGACCAAAGAUACCUCAAGUACAGGAAGAAGUAAUGAUGAGAACCAAAUUACCUCAUCACCAUCAGCUACUCAGUCUUGCUAUGAGGAACCACAGCCAUCUACUUCUACAUCUAACCUCUUUAAUGCUUCUUCUACCUCUCUUAUUGAGUCUGCAUCUGUUGAACAGGAUAAUCCUUCUACAUCUGGAUCACAAUCCUCGCUCUUCACUCCUGUGCCUGCUUUGCCCAUCUUAGAAUCUGUGUGUCGAAGAGCACUUCGUGAUGAACAUGAAAAGCUGGAUGUGAAUGCUGAAGUUUCUGCAAUCACUUCAGAAAUCAGUGACAAAGAAAAUGCAGAAUUGGGUUCUCAAAAGACAGAGGAGGAAGAAGUUGUGGAACCUGCUAAAAAGAAACUAAAAGGAGAUGAAGGUGCUUGUCCAAAUCUUGCAGUAGCAGCUCCAAGUGAAUGUAUAAUUAAAAUUGGCUCUGAAGAUGCCAAAACAUCAAAUGUGAAACCAGAUAAGAUGGAAGAAACAUUAACUUGUAUUAUCUGCCAAGAAUUGCUGCAUGACUGUGUAAGUUUGCAGCCUUGUAUGCAUACUUUCUGUGCUGCCUGCUACUCAGGAUGGAUGGAAAGGUCUUCUCUAUGUCCAACUUGUCGUUGUCCAGUAGAACGUAUUUGUAAAAAUCACAUAUUGAACAACUUGGUUGAAGCUUAUCUGAUUCAGCAUCCAGAUAAAUGUCGUAAUGAAGAUGAUGUACGUAGCAUGGAUGCUAGAAACAAAAUUACUCAAGACAUGUUGCAACCUAAAGUGCGGAGGUCUUUUUCAGAUGAGGAAGGAAGUUCAGAAGAUUUACUGGAAUUGUCAGAUGUAGAUAGUGAAUCUUCAGAUAUCAGUCAGCCGUAUAUAGUAUGCAGACAGUGCCCAGGGUAUCGAAGACACUCUGUUCCAGCUGUGCCUGGCACGGGCCAGGAGACAGAAGCAGGAGGAAUGCAAGCACUGGGAGAUGCACCCUCCACGUCUGCCAACUUUCCUGCAGCUGUUCAGGAGUAUGUGUGUCCUGCUCAAGGAAGUCAUGUAAUAUGCACCUGCUGCUUUCAGCCAAUGCCUGACCGAAGAGCGGAGCGUGAACAGAAUCCUCAUGUUGCUCCUCAACAGUGUACUGUUUGUCUGCAGCCCUUCUGUCACUUAUACUGGGGCUGCACUCGGAUGGCAUGUUUUGGCUGUUUGGCACCAUUCUGUGAAAUAAACCUUGGUGACAAGUGUUUAGAUGGAGUCCUAAAUAACAACCACUAUGAGUCAGAUAUCCUGAAGGAUUACCUGGCAUCCAGGGGUUUGACGUGGAAGAAUAUGUUAAAUGAAAGUCUGUUAGCUCUUCAAAGAGGAGUUUUUAUGCUGUCAGAUUACAGAAUUACUGGGAACACAGUGCUUUGCUACUGUUGUGGCCUUCGCAGCUUUCGAGAACUUGCCUACCAGUACAGGCAAAAUAUUCCUGUUGCUGAACUGCCAGUGACUGUCACAUCACGUCCUGAUUGCUACUGGGGACGCAACUGCCGAACUCAGGUCAAAGCACAUCAUGCCAUGAAAUUCAAUCACAUUUGUGAACAAACGCGAUUCAAGAACUGAAUACUUGUAGUCUGUAGAGAGGGGACAAAAACUUGUCAUACUGCUUGUACAGUUUAAGAUUUCAGGGGAUCUUCUCAUUUCUCCCAUAGCAGGGAACCAAUAACUUCUGCAUCAGGUAAUCUGAAAUGAACUUCCUAAUUUGUAGAAUUUGACAACUGUAAAUGAAUGAGGUAGGUUUUUUUUUCCAAGAAAGUCCAGCAAGCAUUGCGUUCCAUUCUCAUGACUACAACGUCCCUGUGUCACUUUGCUGAAGAACACAAGCAGAAAUCACUCACACAGAAACCAGCCAUAUCUUGGGAAGGCCUAAGAAUAAGGAGUGUAUUUGCACUACUUGUGAAGAAACUAAGAAUAAUCCUUAAACUUAAAAAAAUAGAAAUGUUUUGUAUAAGUAUCUGAUGAUUAUUUCAAGAGCCAUUAAUAUUUAAGAAGGAAAUUGUCAGUGUAUAUUUGUAACUGCAUUUUGCGGUGGUCUGCUAUUUUGUCACUACUCAUGGCCUUUGGGCUAGAAAUACAUGAAUCUUCACUUUAGAAAAAAAAGAAAAA
Messenger RNA from Phasianus colchicus (ring-necked pheasant), 2988 nucleotides. It is a transcript of the gene CHFR, whose product is annotated as checkpoint with forkhead and ring finger domains. Gene Ontology annotation, biological process: mitotic cell cycle checkpoint signaling; ubiquitin-dependent protein catabolic process; protein ubiquitination. Gene Ontology annotation, molecular function: ubiquitin-protein transferase activity; protein binding. The record is from RefSeq and is a predicted model, not a curated record. Gene Ontology annotation, cellular component: nucleus. Lineage: Eukaryota; Metazoa; Chordata; Aves; Galliformes; Phasianidae.